GAGCAAUUGAAUUUCAAACACAAACAACCGUACGAGCUCGCAGCACCGCGCCGCCGCCUCCGCGCCCGCCCCGUCCGAGCGGCGGGGGCGCACACCGUGGCCGCGCCGGAGCUGGGGCCGGGGGCCGCCAUCGAGGCGGGGGCCGCGCGAGGGCCGGAGCGCAGCGGCGCCGCCACCGCCGCGCGCGCAAACUUGGGCUCACGCUCGCCGGCGCGGCGCGGAGCCCGGGGCGCCCGGAGCCCCGCCAUGUCGCGCUCCAACCGGCAGAAGGAGUACAAGUGCGGGGACCUGGUGUUCGCCAAGAUGAAGGGCUACCCGCACUGGCCGGCCCGGAUUGAUGAGAUGCCGGAGGCCGCCGUGAAGUCCACAGCCAACAAGUACCAAGUCUUUUUUUUCGGGACCCAUGAGACGGCAUUCCUGGGCCCCAAAGACCUCUUCCCUUACGAGGAGUCCAAGGAGAAGUUUGGCAAGCCCAACAAGAGGAAAGGGUUCAGCGAGGGGCUGUGGGAGAUCGAGAACAACCCUACCGUCAAGGCCUCGGGCUAUCAGUCCACCCCGAAGAAGAGCUCUGGAGAUGAGCCCGAGCCGGAGCCUGAAGCUGCGGAGGGCGAUGGUGACAAGAAGGGGAACGCCGAGGGUAGCAGUGACGAAGAAGGGAAACUGGUCAUUGACGAGCCAGCCAAGGAGAAGAAUGAGAAGGGGGCACUGAAGAGGAGAGCAGGGGAGCUGCUAGAGGACUCUCCUAAACGUCCCAAGGAGGCAGAAGACCCUGAAGAGGAGGAGAAGGAAGUAGCCUCCUUGGAGGGUGAGAGGCCCCUCCCCGUGGAGGUGGAGAAAAACAGCACCCCUUCUGAGCCCAGCUCUGGCCGGGGGCCUCCUCAGGAGGAAGAAGAGGAGGAGGAGGAAGAGGAGGAAGAGGCUGCCAAGGAAGAUGCUGAGGCCCCAGGCAUCAGAGAUCAUGAGAGCCUGUAGCCACCAAUGUCUCAAGAGGAGCCCCUGCCCCGUUCCUGCUGCUGUCUGGGUGCUACUGGGGAAACUGGCCAUGGCCUGCAAACUGGGAACCCCUCCCCCACUCCAUCCUGUUCUCCUCUUCCACCUACUCUCCCCACUCCAAGCCCAGCUCCUGGAGAUUGACCUGGAUGGGGCAGGCCACCUGGUCCUCACCUCCAUGUCGCCAGCACCCCUGUGAUCUGAGUCAGGGCCAUGUCUUCUGCUUCAUGGGCUGAGAUAAGGCCACUGGUGUCCUUCCCUGCCUGGAGUUAAUUUCAGGGUAUCCGAAGGGGCCUUGGACUGGCUGUUUCCAUCUCCUAACGCCUCCUCCCUGCUCCCCAGCAUUCUGGACCUCUGGGUUAGCUGGGAUCAGACGUAGGAGUGGAAAGGAUGGAGAAUUCAACAGUGGGGUAGGCUUCUGGGCCUGAGAGAGGCCAUCUCCAAAUUGUAGAGGGGGGGUCUCAGGCAGGAGGACGUGUCUUCCUGCACUUCUGUCCCUUCCUCCCUUGCCUGUUAUCCCAGCUGCCUAGAUUCAGGGAAAGUGGGACAGCUUGUGGGGAGGGCUCCCUCUGUACAUCCUCGAUGAUGAUUGACAGCACCCUUUCUUCCUUUUGCUGACCCCAAGCGUUCUGGGAGCUGUAAUUGGUCAUCAGAAGAUCCAGGGCUCUGCAGGUGUUGGGGUGGAGGACCUGGGAUGGGAGGGUUGGCUUCCCCCAGCGAGGCUGGGAGUGCCGAGGAGUAACCGUCCCCUCUGAUCUCUGGCCAGAGAUUGGAUGCCCUGUGCCUCCUCCCCACCUGCUCAAGGCCAGCCUGCACUCACACGUCACCCAGACAUAAAGGAAAAGACACAUUUUUUAGGAAAUGUUUUUAAUAAAAGAAAAUUACAAAAAAAAAUUUUAAAGAACCCCAUCCCUUUGUGUCCUCCCCCCCCUCAUUCCCCACUGCUGCCUCCAUUUCUGAGGUGCCCUAGGAGGCUUCCCUCCAUUUGGGGUCUGAGGACUUUUCUUUUUGUAGCUGGGGCUUUGGUGUUCCUUGUUGUGUCAUUUCCCACUCACCUCCCCACCUGGUCUCCUGGGUGUUGUCACCAGACCUGAACCCGCGAGAGGACAGGGAACCAAGUGCCCUUCCCGCCGGCCUCUCGUGGCCUCUCUGCCUCCCUGUCUCCUGUCUCCCCUCUCCCUUGGGCUCUGAUGAAAAAUUGCUGACUGUAGGUUUGGGAGUUUAGUUCUUAGAACCGUAGACGAUUUCAGUUCUAGGAAAAUAAAACCCGUUGAUUACUAGAUGGAA
Molecule: messenger RNA, 2277 nt
Organism: Canis lupus familiaris (dog)
Lineage: Eukaryota; Metazoa; Chordata; Mammalia; Carnivora; Canidae
Gene: HDGF
Product: heparin binding growth factor
Exons: 6
Coding region: 247-972 (241 amino acids)
Biological process (GO): regulation of transcription by RNA polymerase II
Cellular component (GO): nucleus
Molecular function (GO): transcription coregulator activity; double-stranded DNA binding
Source: RefSeq, a predicted model, not a curated record